Prunus dulcis (almond) is the source of this 2403-nucleotide messenger RNA. Its product is annotated as putative disease resistance RPP13-like protein 1. The record is from RefSeq and is a predicted model, not a curated record. Gene Ontology annotation, biological process: defense response to other organism. Gene Ontology annotation, molecular function: ADP binding. The transcript is spliced from 2 exons. The coding region runs from base 157 to 2403 and encodes 748 amino acids. Lineage: Eukaryota; Viridiplantae; Streptophyta; Magnoliopsida; Rosales; Rosaceae.
CUGCAGGUACUUCUGAUUUAUUCUGUUUGUACCGCAGACUUUGUUUCUUUUAGUUUCUUGUAUUUAUUUGUUUUGCUCAGACUUCCUUACGUUUUCUUUGAUUGCUUGUUUCUGUUCAGAACUCAGUGUUUCUUCUCCCUGCUAAUUCAAGAAACUAUGGGAGAGGCUUAUCUUGUGGCUUUCCUUCAAGUGCUGGUCGACAAGUUGGCGCGUCGUGAGGUGUUCAAGUACUUCGGACUCAUAAAGGGCGUCGACCAAAAGCUGCAGAAAUGGACUGCCACCUUGUCUGCGAUUGGAGCGGUUCUGAAUGAGGCGGAGGAGAGGCAACUAAUCACCGAGAGCAAGCCGCUGAAGCUUUGGCUGGAUGAUCUCAGGGACUUAGCUUAUGACGUGGAAGACGUAUUGGACAAAUAUGCUACUAAAAUGCUCAAACGGGAGAUAGAGCAUUAUACCGCAAGAAGGGUCUGGAACUCAGUUCCUAAUGGUGUUUUCAACUGCAAAAUGAACUCAGAAAUAAAGAAGAUUACUGAGCGUUUACAAGAGAUAUCUCAGCAAAAGGACCAGCUCAUUAGUUUGAAUAUCAUUACUGGGACGACGUCGUCCACUACGGCACGUCAAAAUUUACCUCCCAGUUCCAGUCAACCAGAUGGACCUGUGAUUGGAAGGGACGAAGACAAAAGGCGGGUGGUUGAAUUUGUGUCGAAACAAGAGCGCGGUGCCGUCAAUUUCGAUGUAGUUGCCAUUGUUGGUAUGGCUGGAGUCGGAAAGACAACACUUGCUGCACAAGUGUUCAAUGAAAUUGUUGCAACCGAUCAAUUUAAACCAACUGCUUGGGUAUGCGUGUCUGAUGACUUCAACCUAGAAAGAGUGACAAAGCAAAUUCUCGAAUCAGUCACAUCCCGGCACUAUCCUACAGAAGAUUUCAAUCAGGUUCAACAGUAUCUGCAUACGGAAUUAGCUGGAAAGAAGUUUUUGAUUGUUUUAGAUGAUGUUUGGGGCACAUGUAGCUAUGGUCUAUGGAUGAAACUGCAGUCCCCCUUUCGCGAUGGAGCAGCAGGAAGCAAGAUAAUUGUGACAACGCGAGAUGCAGAAGUUUCGAAAAUGAUGGGAGCUGGCACUCUAGUUCAUAAUUUGGAGCUUAUGAAAAAUGACGUUUGUUUUGAAGUAUUUGAGCAGCAUGCAUUCAGGAAUGUUAACAGAGAUAUACCACCAAAUUUCGAGUCACUCAAGGAGAAAAUUGUUGCAAGAUGCAGUGGAUUGCCUUUGGCUGCUAGGACUCUUGGCGGCCUUUUACUUCGUAAAGAGAUGAAUGAAUGGGAGGAAAUAUUGAACAACAAAUUAUGGAGUCUAUCAAAUGAGUGUGACAUACUUCCGGUAUUAAGAUUAAGCUAUCACUAUCUUCCUUCACAUUUGAAAAGAUGCUUUGCCUAUUGUUCGAUACUUCCAAAUGACUAUCAAUUUAGUGAGCAGCAAUUGAUCCUUCUGUGGAUGGCAGAGGGUUUGAUUCAACCACAACCAGAACAUAAUAAGCAAAUGGAAGAUUUAGGAACUGACUAUUUUCAGGAGCUCUUAUCGAGGUCAUUAUUUCAGAAAUCAAGCAAAAACAAUUCAAAAUAUGUAAUGCAUGACCUCAUUGUUGGUUUGGCACAGUGGGCAGCAGGAGAUAUUUGUUUUAGAUGGGAGGAUAAGCAGAAUAGCGAUCAUGUACAACUUGGAUGUUUUCCAAAGGCCCGCCAUGCGUCCUACAUUUGUGGUGACUAUGACUAUGAUGUGGUUAAAAGAUUUGAGGCAUUUUCUGAAGUGAAACAUUUGCGGACCUUCCUGCCUCUUUCUCAUGGUUAUCCUUGCCAUUGUCUAAGUCGUACGGAUCCUUUUGUUUUGUUGCCAAAAUUGCAAUACUUGCGGGUGCUUUCUCUCAAUGGCGAUAAUGUAACAACCCUCUAUCUCAUCAAUAUUGGUAAAUUGAAGUAUCUGCGGCACUACCAUGUUGAUCAUACUCCUCUCAAGUACAAGAGCAUUGCAGAAAUUUAUGAAAAAUGCAACAUGUGCAUUAUAGAACCAGAAAGUUUUGAAGAGGCAGCAAAGGAUGACUCUUGGAAGAAAGCAAUGGAAGCUGAAAUCACCAUGAUUGAGAAGAACAAUACAUGGGAGCUUGUGAAUAGACCAUUUGAUAAACCAAUCAUUGGAGUCAAAUGGAUCUAUAAGACUAAACUGAACCUAGAUGGAUCUGUGCAGAAGAAUAAGGCUCGGCUGGUGGCAAAGGGAUAUUCUCAAAAGCCUGGAAUUGACUUCAAUGAGACCUUUGCACCAGUGGCUCGACUUGAUACUGUGAGAACCUUGGUGGCUGUGGCUGCACAGAAAAACUGGAAUCUGUCAACUGGAUGUAAAGUCCGCAUUUCUUAA